GCCCUCCGCAGGAAUGUCCUGGAACAGCAAGAUGGAAACUUAGCAACCGGGCGGCCCGGGCUUGGCGCUUGCCGUGGCGGAGACGUCGGUUCGCCCCGCACCGCCUCACAUUGCCGAGCGGCCGAGAAGAGAGAGAAGGGGGGGGAAGGAAGAAAAAAUGAACGAAACUCGGAGACGCGACGCUCUCGCCCUCUAAGCGGCUCUUCGCUGCCCGGGGGGGGGGGCUCCCCCUCGGUCGAGGCUUUCGCCGGCCUAAAAUUGGUGGUUGGGAAGGGGCCGGGGGGAGUGGCCGACGCGGCGCCGGGGGGGUACGCGAGCCCGAGGCUUUGCGGCCUGGCGUCCACUCCCCCUCGAUGGCGCAGGAGGAGCGGAUGGAGGUGGAUCAGUGCGGCUGCGCGGCGGCCGGCGGGGCGGUGCCGGCAGGCGGCGGGGGAGCGCCGGCACUGCGCAGGUCCAAUAGCGCCCCAAUGAUCAGCAACAUCAGUGAUUCUUCGCCAGUGUUUCAGCCAACCUCUCUCCGAUGUCGGAGGAGCAGUGCCUCUGUGAAUCUCGGCUGCCCGAGCUUGUCUUUCCCACUGUCACCAUUCCGAACCCUCAACAGUCGGAUUGACCAGAUUAGGCAGGAGGAGAGCAUGGAUGUGAUGAACCGAGAGACUGCACAUGAAAGAGGGAUACAUGCAGCCAUGCAGAUGAGUUGCUCGUGGGAGGAUGGCUUUACACUGUGUGACCAGAUGGUGACCACUGAGCAAGAAGACAGGGUCUUCACCUUGCAGAGGGAUGAUAUUUCCCCCCUCGCCCCUUCUCCGACACGGAUCGGCAAGCAGUACUUCUCAUCAUCCCAGCCAAUCCUGAUACCCAAGGGUGGUGUCACGCCAAAUUCCUCUCCAAGUCCCACUCGACGUUUUGGAAGCAGGAGAUGUGUCAGCCCAAGUGUUGCUAUACGACCCAGUGCCUUGGGACCUCUGAAGAGGAAAGGUGAUAUGGAAGUGGAUUCCCCUCCAAAGAAGUUAUUUGUCAGUGGCGUCCCUGGACUUGGAAAUGCUGAGGCUCCCCUGCUGAGACCAUCACUCAAGCAUAGCCUGGAAAGUGUGAACAGCAGCCCCCCUCAGACUGUGCCUCCGUCAGGGCCCGAUGUUGCCGCCUCGCCCUCCGCCCCGGAGAUCGGUUUCACUUCGUCUUUCGCCUCCGUGGCUCAUCCACCUGGAAUGUGAACUGAGAGACAAUCGCCCAUAUUCCAAGCGAUGGGAUACAUGAAGCACUUUGUUAGAGGACGUUGUAUAAUAGCAUUCCUAAUCAGUAUUUUAUAGUCAACUGUAUAGUUCAUUAGUGAGAGAAAAGCCGUUAAAGAUGGCCAGUGAGUGGGGAGCAGAACUUGCGCUGCUGCCUACCCACUUGGGUUGGGACACCACAGUCCAUUGGUGGAGCUGCCCUGGCCAUUUGGGUUCAGACCUUGUGCCUGCCCGUUGUAUAUACCACUGUAUAGAUUGCUGGUGAAGACAAAUUGAGUUGUUGUGAGGUUGUGAAGCUGCACCUGCCCUCUGUAUAUAUGUGCCAAUAGGGCUGGAGACCAGGUCAAUCAACAUUGACCAUUGACAGAAUGGAACAGUGUUCUGUGUGUGCGCGUGUGCGCCCACACACACACACACACAUGUCAGAAAGCUGCAGGCGUGGGGCAGUUAUUACUGUGACACUGACUGAGCCUUACUGGUUGGUAGAAGGGCUCCAUCCCUCAAGGACAGCCUUGUUUCUGUGGUGGUCUGAGACCUCCUGGCUGCAUUGAAAGGAUGUGCAUAAAGUAACAAGACGCACAAGUGGUGUCCUCCACAUGCUUAAAAAAAAAAGUGAUGUGGCUUUUUGUUGCUCUGUUUGCUUAUAUUCUUUCUGUGAAGUUGAUUUCCUGGAUCAUUUAACCAAAAAUUUACAUAUCAUUUGGGUCUUCUGCCUUGGCCUCAUUUGUCCUGUUGAAAUUGCCUCUGGAAAAACUACAGGCAGAAUUACAAGGGUUGGACUGUUGGCUGCCAUGGCAGUGACAACCAUGUAAUCAUUGUACUGGGUACAAUAUGGGUCCAUGCCAGUUGUUUCCUGCAAUAGUUGGGUCCCCAUAUAGUGUUGCAUUAUGCUCACAGCUUACAGAGGUUUCCCUAUUGGAAUGCUAUCUUGUUUGAAACCUUGUUCAUUGCUUCCUACCUGGGAACAUUUUUUCCUACAAUGAGAUCUCUUGGUUUAGCUUGUGAGGUUCCCCUCUUUAUUACUGAAGCCAUGUAUCUUGGCACACCUGUUGUUACAGAACUCCCUUCUUCACAGUUUUCUCAUUGUGGUUGUUGCUGUACCCAAGCUUGAGAGAUGGUUCACUGUUACAGUAUUAUAAAUUCCUACCGGUUGAGUGCUGGCAAUGAAAGCAAUCGAAGGAAAGUCGCAUGGGAAGACCAGUGCACGGAGGUGCGCAAGCCACAUCGCUUUAAUGCGGUGACUGAGGACAGGAAAAUUCCCUGUGCAUGGAUUUCCAGGAAGUGAACGGCACUGCGUAACGAAGGUGCUUGCAACUUGGCAGCUUUCAAUGAAUGCAGUGGAUUCAUUCAGUGGAAUUUUAGAUUGUGGAGGUUGACAUCAGGAAUGGCUGGAAUUUCUUGACCAGUCCUGGGAAGGCUGAUCUGUCUCCUCAAGAGCAGAUGGGGCCAGUGCCAACUCAGUCUCAUGACAAUUGUUGCAACGUGUUGAACUCCAGAUAUCGGGGCGAUCUGUGGUGUUUUCUCUUUUGCCUCUUUUGUUUUUGUGGAUCACUUCAGCAGGUGGUGCAAUCACUGUUGCUGAAGGACUCACUGUGUUGCUGAAGCCCUGAUUUGCUGGUCAGACAUCAGGAUACAACUGAUGAGCAGUUAAAGACUUAAACACCACAGCACCCCCCCCCCCCCCCCCCCCCCCCCACCAGCUCUGUCUGCACCAUUUGCAGUUUUGCUCUGUAACUAGUCGCUUGUUUCUACUGCUGCCUAGGAGUGGAUGGCACCAGUUUAAAUGUUUAAAGUCUUGGGAGGUUGGUUCUCCAGCACCAUUUGAGGCUGAGCAGAUGAUUGGCAGGUAGAUCCUGUGGGAUGCUAAAUCUGAAGAACUGGCUUGUUGCACCUAUUUUGUACCAAAGCCUCUUAAGAGAAGCAUGGAGUAAUUUAAAAAAAAAAGUAAUCAAUGUUUUUUCUGAUUAUCUUGAUGCCUUUCUGUGCUUAGAUUCCAAUCACUUGCUGCUUAACAUUGUACAGCACCCUGGUGUUAUCAGCUAGUACUGUGUCAUACCAGUUAAUGUGCUGUGCCUCAAAGGGUUAAACAAGAUUAUUUACUACCGGUGGUCUAGAGAAUCACUGAAUAUGGAUGACACAAUAUAUGAAGAAAAUAAAUUGUCAUUGGUGCCAAUUUUAUAUUUUUUAUAUAAUAUUUAAUUAUAUAUACACAAUGAGAGCUGUCUGACUUCUGCCCAUCCAGAGAGGUUGGACUUGUCUAUUGUUGCCACUCAUAAUGUCAUUUGAAACAAUAAAUUUGUUAAUUGCUAGGA
This is a messenger RNA of Pristis pectinata (smalltooth sawfish), 3541 nucleotides long. Its product is annotated as P2R1A-PPP2R2A-interacting phosphatase regulator 1-like. The transcript is spliced from 10 exons. The coding region runs from base 354 to 1211 and encodes 285 amino acids. Gene Ontology annotation, molecular function: protein serine/threonine phosphatase inhibitor activity. Lineage: Eukaryota; Metazoa; Chordata; Chondrichthyes; Rhinopristiformes; Pristidae. The record is from RefSeq and is a predicted model, not a curated record.